Notothenia coriiceps (black rockcod) is the source of this 5790-nucleotide messenger RNA. RefSeq names its product obscurin-like. NCBI's taxonomy places the organism in Eukaryota, Metazoa, Chordata, Actinopteri, Perciformes, Nototheniidae. The transcript has 26 exons. The record is from RefSeq and is a predicted model, not a curated record. The coding region runs from base 268 to 5790 and encodes 1840 amino acids.
AAGGGUAAGAGUCGCCAGCUGGUGAUCGACAGCGUGGAGAGGAAGGAUGCUGGAGAGUACAUCUGUGAGGCUGGGACUGAGAAGAUUGCUUUUAAGAUACAGGUUGCAGAAGCCCCGGCUGGUUUCUCUAACAAACAGUCUGUUAAGCAAGAGGUGAAAGCCACUCUCUCCCAGAAAGCCACUCUGAGCUGUGAGGUAGCUGAUACCAAGACAGAGGUGAAAUGGCACAAGGAUGGCAAGCUGCUGACUACCAGCAAAGCCGUCCACAUGGAGUCAAAGGGCAAGAUUCGUGAGCUGGUGAUAGAGAAGAUGGAGAAAAAAGAUGCGGGAGAGUACACAUGUGAGGCUGGAAUGGAGAAGCUUGUAUUUAACAUGCAGGUUACAGAUGCAGCUGUCAAGUUCCAGAAAAAGCUUGUCAAGGACACAUGUAUUGUUCAAGCAAGUGAAAAAGUUGUUUUGACCACCGAGCUGACGACAGAGAGUGGUAGUGUGAAGUGGUGCAGAGAUGGCGUGGAGCUCAAGGAGGGCAGCAAGUAUGAAAUGAAAAAAGAAGGCCUUUCUCGUACACUGAUAGUGAAAUCGUCUGAAUCCAAAGACAGUGGAACAUACUCCUGUCAAACUGCUGAUGACCAACUGGAGUUCAAAGUUCAAGUUAAAGAUUCGGCUUUGAAGUUUGUUGUCCCUUUGAAACCUGCUACAGUGGAUUUGGAAGGCACACUCAGCCUGAUGUGUGAGCUAAAUCAAGCCUCAGGGGAUGUUGUCUGGCAGCAUGAUGGUCGUGAGAUUAAACCUGGAGGCAGGUACUGUGUCAGGACAGAUGGUGCUAAGCGGGUCCUCACCGUGACUGGCAUGACUAAAGAAGAUGAAGGAGAAUACAGCUGUGAAUGUAGAAAUGACAAGACCUCCGCCAAAGUUACCUCAAAAGCACCCAGAGUGGUGAGGCUGACUACUAAACUGAACAAUGUGGCUGCCAUGGAGGGAAAAGAUGCAAUUUUCAAGUGUGCUGUCAACCCAGCAGACGUCAACGUUAAAUGGUUCCAUAACAGCAUACCCGUCACUGCUGGGCCCAAAUAUAAGAUUGCGCAUGGGGGCAGCAGUCACUCACUCACCAUCACCUCUGUCACACAAAAAGAUGGCGGAGAGAUCAGCGUGGAUGCAGAGGGCAAAAGCUGCAAAGCCAACCUACAAGUGGAGCAUGAACCUGUGACAUUUAAGAAAACGCUAGAAAACCUGACAGUGGAGGAGCAGAGUGAAGUGAAGCUGGAGUUGGAGCUGAGUAAGGUGUCGGAUGAAGUGAGGUGGAUGAAGAACAGCGUUGUGCUGCAGCCUUCAGGAAACAUGGAGAUUCGGGUCAACGGAGCCAAGCAGGCACUGAUCUUCAAGAGCGUGGCUUAUGCUGACCGGGGCAUCUACUCCUGUGAAACCCUGGAUGACAAAACCCAGGCCAAGCUUAGUGUGGAGAUGAAAAAGAUCCAGGUAAUCAAGGGCCUAACAGAAACCAAGUCACAUGAGACAGAGACGGUAACUCUGGAGGUAGAGCUCAGCCAGGCUGAUAUUGAGGGCUUCUGGACCAGGGAUGGGGCCAAGUUAAAGUCAGGGGCCAACUGCCGUAUCACAGCUUUUGGAAAGAAGCAUUCCUUAACGUUGUCCAAUCUCAAGAGGGAGGACGCAGGAACGAUUGCCUUCCAAGCAGAAGGAGUUCAUAACUCUGGCAAACUGGUUGUCACAGAACUUCCUGCUAUGAUCGCCAAGCCCAUGGUAGAUAUCAGUGUCGCUGAUAAGGAAAAGGUUACUUUUGAAUGCGAAGUGUCCAAAACCAAUGCAGAUGUUAAAUGGUUCAAGGAUGAUGUUGAACUGAAACCAGGGAAGAACUUUGGCAUCCAUUCCUUGGGCCGAAAGCGCAGUUUGGUCAUCAACAAGUGCACCCCUGAAGAUGCAGGCACUUAUAUCUGUCGCACUACUGAUGAUAACACCUCAGCUAAACUCACUGUUAAUGCCCGAGAAGUUAAGAUUGUUAAGAAGCUGGAGGAUGUGGAAGUGAUGGAGAAGGAGAGCGCUGCGUUUGUCUGUGAAGUAUCACAUGAUGAAGUCGAAUGCCAAUGGUACAAAGGAAGUACCAAACUCAAAGUCGGUGACAACAUCAGGAUGAGACAAGAGGGCAAAACCUAUGUACUUCUGUUUAAGUCUGUCACCAUUGAAGAUAUGGGUGAGAUUAAAUUCACAGCUGACAAGGCCUCUUCAGCAGCAAAACUGAAAGUGAAAGAGCUGCCUGUCAAGUUUGUGAAAAAACUCAGGGAUAAGAUAGCGAUGUAUAAGCAUCGUGGACAUCUUGAAUGCCAAGUGUCACGUGCCAGCGCAAAGGUGAAGUGGUUCAAGAACAAGACGGAGAUCAAACACGGCAAGAAGUACGAGAUCAAAAGUGAAGAUGUGUACCGAAAACUCACCAUCAACGAUGUGGCAUCCGGGGACGAAGACACCUACACCUGUGACGCCACUGAUGAAAAGACAUCCUGUAAAGUACUUGUGGAAGAGCAGUCCAUCAGCAUUGUGCGGGAGCUGACAUCAGUAGAAGUGACAGAACCCUUUGCAGCUGUUUUUGAAGUUGAAAUCAGUAUGGAACUGGUGAAACCUCCCAUAUGGACUCUGAAUGCAGUUGCUGUGAAGGAGAGCGCCGAUGUAGAAAUGGAGAAAGAGGGCACAAUGCACAGUCUCACCUUCAAAAAGACCAAAGCAUCGAUGACAGGACCUGUGCAGUUUACAGCUGGCAAGAGCAAAUCUUUAGCCCAGCUCACAGUCAAAGAGCGUCCGCUUGAGAUUGCAGAGCCCAUCAAAGAUGUCAAGGGGAAAGAGAAAAGCUCAGCGAUACUCACCUGUAAAUUCUCUGCCUCACCCAAAGAGGUUGCUUGGUUUAAAGGCCAGGUGCCUCUGACCGCUUCAGACAAGUACAACAUGAAGCAAGAUGCUACAAGGGCUCAACUUACUAUUCAAAGGUUGACUGAGGAAGACAGUGGAGAGUACCGCUGUCAGUCCGGACCUGCUGAGGCCAAAGGGACCCUUACUGUUGAAGUGCGUGAAAUGAAGAUCAGCAAGCACUUGGCAGACACAGAGGUUGAUGAAGACAACGAUGCUGUGUUCACAUGUGAGAUCAACUAUGCUGAUGAAGAGGUACAGUGGCUUCUGAAUGACAAGGUGCUCUUCACCAAUGAAGUCAACACCAUCGCACAUGAUGGCAAGGUCCACAAGCUCACACUGAAGAACUUGGCACCUCAGGACGGGGGGACUAUCACCUUUCAGGUCCGCAAGGUGAAGGAGUCAGUGACACUUAAGGUUAAAGAGAAGCGAGCAGUGUUCCUCAAGUCUCUGGAUGAUGUCGUUGGAGAGGAAAGGGGCAUGAUAACUCUGGCGUGUGAGGCGUCCAAGCCCAGGGUUUCUCCUGUAUGGAGAAAAGAAGUUAAAGUCCUAAAGGCUGGAUCAAAGUAUGAGCUCCUUCACACAGGCAAGUCUUUGGGGCUGAUCAUCAAGGACGUCACCAAAGAAGAUGCUGGAGAUUACAGUUGUGAUCUAGGAACUGAGGUUUCUAAAGCAAAGGUCACUGUAAGAGAGAUUGCCAUUGGAAUUACCAAAUGGCUGAAGUCGGCUGAGGUGAAUGAGGGAGACUCAUGUAACUUUGAGUGCAUCUUAUCUCGUGAGAGCACAGACGAGUGUUCCUGGACUCUUAAUGGAAACACUAUCACAGAUGGAGGCCGCUUCAAAGUCACCAGUAAAGGACGCAAAUACAUGCUGACUAUCAAGGAUGUGACUCCUGCUGACGCUGGAGAGGUGGUCUUGAACAUUAAAGACCUUAACUCCAAAACGACAUUAAAAGUUGAAGGCAAGGCUUCAUCCGUGUCUAAAGGACUACAGAGUGUUAGUGCUGCCCAAGGAGAAGAUGCUGUAUUUACCUGUGAGGUAACAAAAGCUAGUUUCACUGUAAACUGGUCCAUGGAAGGCAAAGCCAUCAAAAAGAGCCAGAAGUAUGACAUCAGCCAAGAAGAAAAGGUCAUGAAGCUGACGAUCCAUAACGUCUCAGCUCAAGACUCCGGAGAGUACAGUUGUGAAGUUGUUGGAGGUGCAACCACUAAAGAAAAGCUGGAAAUCAAGGAGCGAAUCCAUAAAUUCACUAAAGAGCUGAAGGACAGCCAAGCUGAGGAGAAGAGCAACGUGACCUUGCAUUGUGAGACUGCACAAACCCCAUCCACUGUGGUAUGGCUUAAAGGUCACACAGAGCUCAAGGCUGGAGGUCGAUAUGAGAUGUCCCAGAAGGAGGGGGUCCUAACUCUGACCAUCAAACAGCUGGAGGAGAAAGACACCGAUAUCUACACGUGUGACGUGGGCACGGCGAAGAUCAUGGCAAAGGUGACAGUCAAUGCCCUGCCUGCCAAUUUUAAAGAGAAGCUCAACAACCAGAGGAGAAAGGAAGGGGAGUCGGUGAAUCUCUGCUGCAAACUAUCGAAGCAUGCUGAUGGCGUUCAGUGGAAGAAAGGCUCUGAAAUUCUCAAAGCAGGAGAGAAGUAUGAGAUGAAGAUGGAGGAGACUUCUUGUGAACUUCAGAUUAAGAAUUUGGAGGUUGAAGAUAGUGGAGAGUACUCUUGCUUGUGCGGGGACCAGAAGACAUCUGCAACUGUGAAAGUCACUGCACUGCCGCCGACCUUCAAACAGAAGCUGGAGAGCCAGGAGGCUGAGGAGGGGGCUAGUGUUACUCUGCGUUGUGAGCUCUCCAAACCUGGANAGUCAGCAGCUUGCCCUCCUUACUCCUACCUGCAGGAGGUAAAGGCCACUCUAUCUCAGAAAUCCACCCUGAGCUGUGAGGUAGCUGAUACCAAGACAGAGGUGAAGUGGUACAAGGAGGGCAAGCUGCUGACUUCCAGCAAGACAAUCCACACAGAGACAAAGGGUAAGAGUCGCCAGCUGGUGAUAGACAGCGUGGAGAAGAAGGAUGCUGGAGAGUACAUCUGUGAGGCUGGGACUGAGAAGCUGGUCUUCAAACUCAAUGUGGCAGACACACAGGUCCAGUCUGCCCUUUCUGACAAAGAGUCAGUGCAGAAGGAGGUGAAAGCUUGUCUCUCCCAGGCGGCCACCCUGAGCUGGGAGAUAUCUGAUUCCAAGUCCGAGGUGAAGUGGUACAAGGAUGGCAAACUCAUAAGCACCACUCAGGCGAUCCAUGCAGAGUCAAAAGGCAAGAGUCGCCAGCUGGUGAUCGACAACGUGGAGAAGAAGGAUGCUGGAGAGUACAUGUGUCAAGCUGGGUCUGAGAAGCUGGUCUUUAAAAUGCAUGUGGAAGGUUCUUCUACAGAAGUCCAAGCUAAAUCCUCUUUCGUCAACAAAGAGUCUGUCCAGAGGGAAGUGAAAGCCACUCUCUCCCAGAAAGCCACUCUGAGCUGUGAGGUAGCUGAUACCAAGACAGAGGUGAAGUGGUACAAGGAUGGCAAGCUGUUGACUUCCAGCAAAACCGUCCACAUGGAGUCAAAGGGCAAGAUUCGUGAGCUGGUGAUAGAGAAGAUGGAGAAAAAAGAUGCGGGAGAGUACAUCUGUGAAGUCGGAACUGAAAAACUGGCAUUUAGAGUGCAAUUGACAGAAAUCCAACAGAAGUUAGCAUUUUCCAACAAGGAGUCCGUCCAGAGCGAAGUGAAAGCCACUCUCUCCCAGAGAGCCACUCUGAGCUGUGAGCCUGAGAGGACAUGGGAAGACGCUGUGCUGUUGACAGAAGAGCUGGACACUGCAGAUACUCUUGAGCAGCAUGCAUGGGAAUGA